AUUUUCUGAAAAAUGGUUGCAUAAUAUCGUUUUAGAUAAUUAGCCAAUGAGUAGUAUUUUUUUCGUCCAUAACAAUAAAAUUCCAUUUUUCCGAAAAUACAGCAGAGGAAGGGCCGAGCUUGCCAAGAAAUAGGCCCGAGUGACGGAGGAACGAUCUCGUCCGGUGCAAGAAGCAGCCUGCAAUUUCUGAAUCCUGGAACUCGGGUCUGCUGGGAAUCGGCCCAGACAAACGCACGAGCCACCAUCGUUUUUCUCUUUGAUUCAUUGACGAUUGGAUCCCUUUGAUCCGAUGAGGUGCGUGUCCCCGGCGUUCUCUCUAGGGUCUGAUGCUUCUAUGAUCAAUUCACUCAACCGGUCGUGUUGAAUUCGGAACCGAGGCUGGAUCAUGGCUCUUUUGAAAUUUCCAGUGAUACACUUGGAAAAGUCUGUUUUCUUUGGACCCAAUUCGAAACCUUUUAUGCUCCCACCAAGGAUAGACACAGGGUUCCUCCGGAAGCCACUGGUGAUCCAAGCUAAAGGAAAUACCCGAAUUGAAAGUCCGAAAAUCCGAAACAGGAGGAGGCAAAGGAAGUUUACCGGCACCCCUACAAGUCCAAGGCUUUCAGUAUUCUGUUCAGAUAAGCAGUUAUAUGCCAUGCUGGUAGAUGACCAAAACAAAAAGUGUUUAUUUUAUGGAAGCACUCUUCAGAAGUCCUUUAGGGAUAAUCCCCCGUGUACAACCAUUGAAGCGGCUCGACGUGUUGGUGAAGAGCUUAUCAAGGUUUGUGUUGACUUGGACAUUUAUGAGAUAUCAACAUAUGAUUGCAAUGGUUUUGCUCGUGGGGAGAGGAUCCAAGCCUUUGAAAUUGCAAUUGCUCGGCAUGGUUUCUUGCCUCACUAGAUUCGCCUCGGACCACAAUACUUCCUGUAAGUCCCUGUUAGUUUGUCCCAAGGGAAUUUGCCUGGUGGGGCACAUUAUUAAGCUCAUCUUGACUCUUCUUUAGUACAUCUACAUUGGCAAGGCAAAAGCACUUCCUGGGUAUUAAUUGAUUUGUGUGCCAGUUACAAAGCAGGUAUCGAGUGCUAUAGGUAUCGUUAAAGGAGAUUUGGUAGUAUCAUGUGGAGUGGCAAAUAACUAGCAGAUUGGCAGGUGAACUUUUGGAUCUAUCUAGAGAAAUCCUGAGCUUCUUACCCGUCCUCUUCUGUGGCUGUCUACAUCUCUGUUAGGGUCAAAAUACGUAGGUUCAAGUGUGAUCUUUGUAUUUUGUGAUUUCUCGGCCGUUCAUUGUAUCAAAGAAAAUAUAGGUUUGGCAAGAUGUGUUUUCCAGAUAUUGUUGCCAUUGCUUAAGGAGGUGGUCCCUUGCUUAUGUUGGGUUUGAUGGGGAUGUGACAAUUUCAUUGCAUGAUGUAUUUGUAAAGUAUGUAUGGACGCAUGAACAUACAUCCUCUUAAGGGAAACCGUAAUCUGUCAUGGAUCAUACUCA
Messenger RNA from Eucalyptus grandis, 1463 nucleotides. RefSeq names its product 50S ribosomal protein L18. The record is from RefSeq and is a predicted model, not a curated record. Gene Ontology annotation, cellular component: ribosome. Gene Ontology annotation, molecular function: 5S rRNA binding; structural constituent of ribosome. The transcript is spliced from 5 exons. Gene Ontology annotation, biological process: translation. Bases 386 to 880 code for a protein of 164 amino acids. Lineage: Eukaryota; Viridiplantae; Streptophyta; Magnoliopsida; Myrtales; Myrtaceae.